Blastomyces gilchristii SLH14081 is the source of this 4819-nucleotide messenger RNA. RefSeq names its product C6 finger domain-containing protein. Gene Ontology annotation, molecular function: DNA-binding transcription factor activity, RNA polymerase II-specific; zinc ion binding. Gene Ontology annotation, biological process: regulation of DNA-templated transcription. The transcript has 4 exons. NCBI's taxonomy places the organism in Eukaryota, Fungi, Ascomycota, Eurotiomycetes, Onygenales, Ajellomycetaceae. Bases 1210 to 3591 code for a protein of 793 amino acids. The record is from RefSeq and is a predicted model, not a curated record.
GGGAUCACAUCCGCUGACGGAGGCGGCGGUUCUUUUUUGGGGAACCUUUGAACUUUCUUGAAAUUUUUUUUUUGAAUUUUACCUUAGCGGGUUGUAUCCACGGAUUCAACCAGUCUUAUUUCUUUUUCCUUGCUGAACCUUUUUUAUCGCUCAGGAGAACUUGAUAAGUUGGCACAAGUUAACGAGAAGAUUUAGUUAGCAGUAGUUAGAGAAAGCCAGCGGGGAAUCCAUAGCGGGUUCAUGAUAUCCACAGAGACAGAGAUAGUUUAGUUAGCUAGCUGCCAAAGACAUACUGCGUAAUCUUACCAAAGAGAGGAAGUCUGGGAAAAGCAAAAGCGCCCACUCAAUAAUAGGCCCGGAUGAUGCUGGUGCUGUGGGUUUUUGAUAACUCGUGAUCUGGCUGGCGGACCGCGCUGCUGAUUCCGGCGAUGGACCGAGCUUAUCGCUGGCGAUAUGCAGCCGUCGAGUGGCAAUUAGCGCCCUCGCUCAAGGACCAACACUCCAGGCUUAGGUUCGUGCAGUGCUUUUGCCCCGGUUCUGCCCCCAGCCUCACGCGCGACCGCAGGCGUGGGCAUACGAUUGCAAAAGGCGUGUACAGAAGCUGGUGGCUGUCCAGUGCGUCAAGACCGGCAAGUUGACGGAGCUGCGUGAUGUACCCUGGCGCAGAGAACUGGCUGGGAGGGUACAGACUUGUACAGCGGCAUGCAGCUUGCAGGCGGGCGGGCAGGGCGUGGCCCCAAGAAAGGGUAGCGCGGGAGUGAGUGGUGCGAGCGAGGGAGUUGGCUGGGGACUGGGCGCUGCAGCCACGGCCCAAGCUCCGGCGGACACUGCCCAACCAGCGUCGGGGCUGGCUCACCGCUGCUUUGGCUCCCCAGCGUCCCCACACUCGCCCGCCGGCAGGAACAGCACAAGUAAAGCACACGGCCCCCCAGCCCUGCCGCACCCGCUCGCCUCAACGGACUUUCGCCUCUCCUCUCCUCACCACUCACGCCUUCUUCUUCCUCUCCUCCUCCUCCUCCUCCUCCUCCUCUCCGAGUAUCGUAUCUCCACCUCCACCUCCACCUUUCCACCUCCUGGCACAAUCUCUCCUCUCCUCUCUUCCCCCUUCCCCUCCCCUCCCCGACUCUCUCAUUACGCAAGUAAUCCGCUGUGGGAACCUAUAGAAACUCCUCCACCUUCCCGCUUAUCUAUGCUACAACCACGAUUACAAUGGGUGAUGUAGAUCUAACCAACGAUGGCAUCGUCAGCCUCGACUAUGAUUCUCGAGGCUACAUCUCUGCUCCCACCUGGUCCGUAGCAGUGGAGCAUCGCCCGACCCAGCACCACCAGCACCACCAGCACCACCAUCAACACCAGCAGCAGCAGCAGCAGCAUCAGCAUUCGCAGCACCACCACCACCACCAACGAGCCGAUGGUAGGGGGGAUAUCUCACCCCUACAAACUAACAGUCACGAUUUCAACGCCACUGUAGCGCACGACCACGAUCUCAUCAGCGACUGGGAAUUCCACAAUAUACAACCCCACCACCUCCCGUAUUCUCAAGCUGAGACCUCGUCUGCUCCCCAAUUCACCUCCAGCUACUCGAUCCCACUCCAGGCUUCUCCAAUCGAUCUCAUGCCAGCUGCUACCCAGGCUCAGCUGGGUCCAAGUCUACUUGACGGGCCCUAUCACGUUCCUCUGUCUGCACCGCCAGUCGAUAUGAUACCCUUCACGUUCCACGAUUUCCACGCGGAUCUCAUGUCUUUUCCGACUAUGGACGGCCUUCCAGAUGUGACCUACGCUUCCCAGAGUAUUCAGGGCAGUAGCUCGCCAACAGACACAUAUUUGGAAGUCCGCUCCUUGACCAGUUCGAGCAGUGAUAAUGGCUGGACAACCAUCGAGAAUCGCAGGUCUCUAGACUCUCCAUACCACGAACAUGGCAUGUUCAUCAACCCAAAUCAGACCCUGCAUAAUAGGAGCCUGUCUGAGUCGUCAUAUUCCGAUUUGGAUCUCCACAACCCAAGAAACUCCUUUAGCAGCAUAACAGACUUUUCUCAUCCCAUAAAUUCUCCAAGUUCGGAAUCGAAUCUCGAGGCGGAGUACAAUGCUAUAAAUCGUAGAGUGUCAUGUGAUCAGACCUCCCAUGGUUCGUCGUCCCCGGCUGCUGUGAGCCCCGUUGGAAUUGUCAGGCCCAUGCCAGCCAAGAAAUCUUCGUCGCCUUCCCGAUCCCCGACUUCACAGGCGUCGUCCUCUCCGCCAAGUAGAAAACCAUCCCGCAAAAGCCCUAUCGCCGCAAAGACCGCAGAAACGAAAGUGCGAAAGCAAUCUCAGUCUGGAAAGCCCGAAACUGAGAAACGUGUGGGGAAGCGAAAGGGCCCGCUUAAGCCUGAUCAGCGGAAACAAGCUAGUGAAAUACGAAAAUUAAGAGCUUGUCUGCGAUGCAAGUUCCUCAAGAAGACUUGUGACAAAGGAGAGCCUUGUGCGGGUUGUCAGCCAUCACACGCUAGGCUUUGGCAAGUUCCUUGCACUCGCAUUGACAUCAAAGAAAUCGGCUACUUCAUGAAAGAUUGGAAGGCCGAUUAUGAGCGUCACGUUACUUUAGCCUUCUCAGUGGGGAACAUCAAGGGGUUCUCUGAUGUUGAGAGAAUACUCUUCAUCACUCAUGGAUAUGGUCAAGUGAUUCCUGUCACCGCACGCGAAGUUUAUGUUCGCGAUGAAGAGUGCUUCAACAUCGAUUGGGUGGAAUCUAUGCAGCGCGAUCCUAACAGCUUCGAGCUCGCAACCGCGAAAUUGUCGGCGGGCAUGGAAGGGAUCACCCCCGCAAUGCUUUCGGAUUACCUUGACAAACAUAUUGACAGUGACGGGAGCUUCGAGAAUUUCGUGGAUGACUACUUCACCGGCACCCCAUUCUUGACCCAGAUGCUCAAGAGUACAUUCCGGUAUUACUCUCGAACUAAGCUUCCAGUUAUCCGGAAAGCACUGAAGCUCAUCCUAGCCUACAACCUUACGCUACAUGUUACCAUGGUCGAAGGAGUUGGUGAGCUGGAGGAUUUCAUUGGCAAGAUCGAUGAUGCAACGUCAAGGUACAAUGGAAAAAUCAUGGCACCAGUCAUGAUAAAUUUCCAGAUCAAGUGCGGCUUGGCUACCAUGUGGCGAGAAUUGCAAAAGGACGUGCUUGAGGAACUGUCUGCUCUCUACUCCAGUGUUUACAGCGGUGACAAACUUAAAAACUGGCCAACCAUUUUCCUCCUCGCGUCUAUACUGCUUGCUGUGUGGGAAGAGAUGCAGUUUGACUGCCAUUAUCGGGUUCCUGAUGCUGCGGCGGUUGACAAAUUCUGCACUGAUAUGGAAACAACCCCCGUCGGUGUCAUCGUCGGCCUCUUCCAAGCGAUUUCCCAGAAACUACCAGCAUUCACCGAAUGGGAUUCUCAAAAACACCACCACCUCCUAGGCUCGAAUGUUGACGUCUGUGACACCAUGACGGAAGUUCGUCAGCAUGUUACUCAAUACGAAUCCUAUCUUCGAACCCGCAGCAAGUCGAAAUUCGACCGCAACGAUUUCGAUUGUUUAUCAAAUAAAUUUGUCUCUAGACUUGUUAUUCGCGCGAACUAGAAACGGGACAUGCCCUUCCAUACCCCGAUCUUUCUUUAGCGAACUAUGACCUCCCAGGACUUUUUGUUUGAUGAUGUAGUCUGCAAUUUUUGGUUUUAACGGCCUUCCAUCCAAGCGAGCGCGAAACAAAAGUACAAUUUACGAAAACAAUACAUAGCAUCUGCUACGACCGGUAUGAGAUAUAUGUUCCAUGAUUUCCAUGAACGAAUGAGGCAAAUGAGAUACAACCACGCUCAACACGGCUCCGCAUGAACCCUUUUUGGCUGGACCUUACACUCUUUUGACUACCAACUUUUCCUUUUUGUUAUGCUUACCAUCUGUUUUUGGCAUAUCAGUGUCAAACAUUUUGUGUGAUAUUUUUUUUGUGAGAUUAUCAUUUUUUCUUUUGGUUUUUUCCUAAAACUUAACCUCGAUGUUUUGGGAAACAAGAAUUCCUUUAUUUUUCUUAAGUGAUAUAUACCUUUUAUUUAUGUUUUUGAUAUUUAAUCUUUUUCUGCUUGAUUCUUGAUUCUUGAAUUUUUUUUUUUUUUUUUUUUUUGAGAACAUUUACCUGCAUAGUACUGGUUCCCCCCCUCUUUCUUUAAAUCCGAGUCGCCUCUUUUUGUGCUUGCGCAAAAUGACGAGAGAAAUAAAGAAACUAGAAAAGCGAAGAAAUAAGAUAAAACAACACGACGGCGACGGCGACGGCGACGAUGAUGAAAAUUACGGAAGAAAGGGAAAAAAAUACGCUGCGUUUAUAACAGCGGUCUUUUGAUCCGUUAUAUCGCCUUUCAAGCUCUGCCUAUUCUAGUUUGUACUUUUCAUUUUGGCCAUGUUUUUUAUUUUCAUUUCUGAUACUGAUGAUCGCAAUCUUCUACUCUACGCGUUCCUCACAUUGCUGCACUUUUGUUAGUUUAGUUGAUCUUUUUCUUUUCUUUUCUUUUCUCUUUCCUCCUUACCUUUCUGAGUAAUAUCGUACCCGAGCUAUUGUCAUUCGCCGCUGUAUACCCUUUCUGUCCAAUUAUUCUGGAAGAAAGGAGGUUUGGGUGGCGGAACUUGCCUCUUGCCUGGUAAAGCGUAGGGGGACCUUGCGUGGGGGUGUACGGGGUACCCCGUCUUAAACCUCUUCACAACCCCUAUCUAUAUAUUUUUACUUGAUCCUUUUUUAUGCCCUCCGUUUUGAAUAAACAAGACAUAUAACAAUGAAAUAAAUGAAAUUAUAUCCAGAAAUAUAAUCUUGGUCAAAAAU